Colletotrichum truncatum is the source of this 1236-nucleotide messenger RNA. RefSeq lists its product as uncharacterized. NCBI's taxonomy places the organism in Eukaryota, Fungi, Ascomycota, Sordariomycetes, Glomerellales, Glomerellaceae. The record is from RefSeq and is a predicted model, not a curated record.
AUGUCAUCAAGUGCUGCUCCUCUUGACCCUGCGGCGCAGGCCGCAGCGGAGGCCACCAUAGAGGCAGCUCGCCGAAUGACGAUCGAGGCAUGGACUCUUUACGGGAUCGGAAUGGUUGUGACCAUGCUCAGAACGUAUGCUCGAGCAAAGGCAGUGGGAUUCCGGAACUUUCGGCCUGACGAUUAUCUCGCCUGGGCUGCUGCUCUUUUCUACACAGUUCAGUCAACCCUGGCCUACGAGGUUGGCAAUGUUGCCCAAGGCCUUGCAAACAGCGGCAUGACAGACGAAGAGCGUGCAGCUUUGUCUAUCACUGAUCCUGAGUACGGAAUGAGAAUCAUUGGGUCAAAAAUUCAGGUUGCGGGCUGGACAACGUAUUCAGCGUUGAUCUGGUUGCUAAAGCUGUCCAUGUUGUUUUUCUACCUCAGACUUACAGAAGGCCUCGGUCGCCGUUAUCGAUUACGUAUCUGGAUUGGAUUUGGCCUCGUCCUCGCAACUUUCAUUGCAUCCAUGGGCUCCGUCUUUCUAUCCUGCAUUCCUUUCAACAAAUACUGGCAAAUCAACCCAGACCCUGGAAACGCAUGUCAAGCCGCCAUCUCCCUGCCAAUCAUCUGGACUUCGUUCGCUGCCAACGUCUCGACUGACAUUUACUUGAUUUUGAUUCCCAUACCUUUGCUCUGGGAAUCCACGUUGAGACUUGUAAAGAAAAUCGCAUCAACCAUUGUCCUUGGUGCCGGCAUUUUUGUCCUAGUCUGUGCCACCUUGAAGAGUAUUUUUGUCCUGGUGGAUCCCGUCAAUGGGGCCCAGCUAGCCGGUACAUGGGGCACGCGUGAAACAUUUGUUGCGGUUGUUACCACAAAUCUCCCUAUGAUCUUCCCCCUUAUCCGAACCUGGCUGAAGCCUAUGUGGCCCAGUAUACUGCGCUCGUCGAAAAAGGCGUAUACGACGCCUAGUGGCUUUCAAACCAUUGGUGGCGGUAACGGGCAGUCUCGCAGUCGCGACCGUCGUACGGCACCCUCGAGUGCAAACCCACUCACCGCAAACUCGGCAUUUACGGAGAGUGAAGAAAGGAUCAUGAAUGAUGUCAAGAUGCAGAAUAUCAAGAAUUUGGCAUGGCCAACCCUCGGAAGUAGGCCACACAAUGGAAUUGUGGUGUCCAACGAGGUUGAGAUUACUACUGAAGAUAGGACCAGCCAAUUCGGAGGGCAGCGACCCCAACGUGCUCAUGAGGCCUGGUAG